Messenger RNA from Cinara cedri, 36758 nucleotides. The record is from the annotation of a GenBank genome assembly. NCBI's taxonomy places the organism in Eukaryota, Metazoa, Arthropoda, Insecta, Hemiptera, Aphididae.
AUGACCACGGCACGAGGCGACGACGACGACGAGGACGACCGCGACCGCGACGACGACGGUUCGCGGUCGCCGACGGACACCGACAGCCGCGACGGCGACGACGACCGGUAAGUCAGCCAGUCAGCCAGUGUGCCGACGCGCGUCCGGUUAAUUAAUUAUUAAUACAAUGUUGUAUGCAUAUCCGAUAAACAAUAUAUUUAUACGCAUAAAUGCGUAACGAUGAGGGGUAAAACAAAAAGAUAAUCGUUUUUCUUUUGUUUCGGUUCGACUAUGGUAUAUGGUUAUGAAUAUUAUUUUUACCGGCAAGUAAUUAUUACGGAAGUAUAAUACCCAAUACCGAACCAGUUUAGUUUUCGGCGCAGUAGACAAUUUCUCUGGUCCCGGCAGGGAAACAGGGCUCGAGCAAUUUUUUUCUUUUGUGAUAUUGUAUUUGACAUAGGUGUAUUGUAACGUUUUCCCCUUUAUUUGUCGAUCUAAAUCGCAUAUUUGUACGUAUUUCCACGAUCGUUAUUGUAUGGAUAUAAUCUAUUAGUGUAUUAUUCUAUGUAGGUACAAUAGUCUAUAACCUAUGAUGUAUUUUCAUAAUUUAAUUUGCUUGUGCUGAAAUCUAUACAAAACUGACAAAAGAAAGAUAUUAUAAGUACUCGACAUUUUCCGGUUGAUUUUUGAUAAAAAUUUGAUCGGGUCAUUUGCCGCGGUCGAUAAUUGUUUCAAAUAAAGUACUAUUAAGCAGAAAUAUCGCAAUUUUUGAGAUACUGUGUGAACAAAUUGGCGCAUUUACCUGAUCGUAAAACUUUUUCGGAAAAUUUCUCAGAUAAAGUACCAUCAGAUAGAUAAUACGCCUCUUAAAAAGCAAAUCAUGAAAAAAUCAGAGCACUUUUUUACCGAAAAAGUAUUUUUUGAAAAGGAAAAAAUCAUACAUCUUAUAGAUAAACUAACACUGGGAACCUAAAAUUUUUGAUAUCGGAAAUAUAACUAGUAACUACAUGAUGUUGUUUUUUUGAAGCUUCUUCUUUGAAAUAGGGUGCUUGCAAGGUAUCUCGCAGGUGAUUUAUCGAAAUCUUAUAUCAAUAGAUCAUCUUCCAGCGAUUUUCUACUACCAUAUAUAAUUAUGUUUAUGUGAUCAAAGGUGAAUAUGCCUGUAUAUGAUCGAUAAAAAACCAACUAUGUAUUUUGACUCUGGUGAUAAAAAAUUGGUCGUGUAUAGUAAUUAUCGUCAGUUAAGAUCAUAUUCGCGGUCUGCUUGGUCUAUUUCUCCUCAUCACAUCUGUCAAUGCUCCUUUCAAAGACGCUACUAUCCGGCUGUCAUAAAUGCUCGAUACCAAUAAUAUUUAAUUGUUUAAAAAAAUUGUAUUGAUCAUGUUUCGCAUAGUUAUUGCGUGAUUAUCAAAUUUACGUGUAGAACACGAUGUAACACACUUGAAUAGAGAUAAUAUUAAAAUAACAUUUCUGUUGAAUCAAAAUAAUUGUCAUUUACGUACAAUUAUACGUAAAAAAAUUCCGAAAUGUCAAAUGUCUAUAAAUAGCUUAAAAAUCGCUAAAAACUUUUGAAUAUUUUACUACGUCUGUAAAUGGCUAAAAUAAUUAUUCUGUAAAAAUGUCAGGGCUCUAUAAUUAUUUUUAACCGGAUAACAACAUAAAACACAAAAUCGAAAUUAAUGAAACUAUUAAUGACGUAAACUUUUCCGGCUUUCCCAAUACUAUGAAAAUUACAUAGAAAAUCAAAAUACGCCUCCUCGGUGCAUCAACUAGAUCCAAAAUCCCACAAAAAAGCUCUCUCGUCAUUUUGCUAAUUUUUCCGUUUUAUCUCAAUUAUUUAGUAAACUACAAAGAAAAUUACUUCAAUGCACCAAUAAUAUGAAAUUUGAGAAAAGAUAUUACACUUAAAAAUGGGAGCAUGAUUUCUGGUAGAAAAGUCGUUCACAGACAAAAAAAAAAAAAUCAUAAUAAUAAAAUCAAUACCAAAAACCAAAAAACAAUGUUUCAUACAGUCUUAAAUAAACUACAAUUUUUAAUUUUCAUAAUUUAGAAAUCCUUUUAAAUCAUCGUCGCAUAUUAUUAGGCGUGGGCAGGUAUGACCAAAACUAUUAUGUUACCUAUAUUUAACGAUUAUUAGGUACAAAAUAUCUAGUCGUAAUAAAACCAUUAUCUACGUGUCAUACAUCACAAUUAUUUGUCUGUUAGUAAAUCGACCUACUAUAAAAGGUAUAGGAACAAUAACUACAAUGUUUUCUCGUUGGUUUUCUAUCGAUAUUUUUAGUAUAAAGAGCUGGUUGAAAGUGUUAAAAACUAAUAUUAUAUUAUUAUUAUGUAUGCAUAAUCUCUUUCUCUUUCUAUAUUUAAACAUAUUCAAAAAAAAAAAACAAAAAUCUUCGAGUGAAUAUAAUAUAAUAGAUGAUGAUGAUCCUGUGUUUAAACUUGCUAUGGGUAGUGAUAAAAAUGAAAAAUCCGCAUUCAUUUGAUUCUGUCAAAAGAAGAUUUCCAAUAUUAUGUACUUACGUCUUAGAUAAGGAAAACAAAUAUCUGUGUGUGGCUACAUAUUAUUGUAAUCUAUUCUCUGUCAUUUUUUUCCGACAUUCUUUUUUGCUUACGUAUACAGAGUGAUUCAUAUAACGAAUAAGACACUCAUUAUUUCAAAAAUGAUUAACUUUUUUCGGCAUUUGCUUUUUUUGGAAAAUUUAAAAAACAAGCAACUUUUUUGUCACCUCUAUUCUCGAAAAUGAAACCACUACUCACUUUUUAAAUUUAAAUUUAAAACCUAAAUUUAAACCUAUAAUAAAUAUUCCAUAAACCGAUGAUUUUUUAGUUGAAAUUAAAUUUAGUAGUGAAAUCUUCAAUUAUCGUCAACCCGUGUACGAGAUAUUCUACUUUUAGUUUGCGGAUUUUAGUUUGGGGGACAGUGGUGGAGCACUAAUCAAACGCCGCUUGCAACGCAACCAUACAAUUAAUGAUGUUCCAGUACACUUUUCUCUUACCUGCACUUAAAAGUAAAAUAUCUUGUCCACUGGUUGACGGAAAUUUCAACACCAAAAUGUAUUUGAUUCGAAAAUCAAAAGUGGAUAUAAGUGCUUUCACCACCAUAAAUAAAGGUGAUGAUAAAUAUAAAUAAUGACUCCGUUGUGCCCUCCGUCAUUGGCUAUAGCCUCAUAGAAAUUGCAUUAAUUAUUAGGUAUAUUACAUAUAGGUAGGUAGCUUAAAAAUAUGUAUUUUGUUACGCAAUGAAAUCGUUUAGUAUGAUCCGCCCCCCCUCCUCCUCCAUUGAUAAAUCCUGAUCUCGCCACUGCGUUAUCACCCUGUAUAUCAUAAUAUAAUAAGAGUUCUAUAUAGAUCUAUACUCCGCAACAUGUAUUUGUAAUAAUUGUAUAUUAUGAAUAAUAUAGUAAUUUCAAACGAUUUAUUUUUAAAUAUUUUUUUAUCCGCAGGAGAUUGCCCGCCACUAUACCUAUAAUAAUAUUAUAAUACCGGCGGUGUAUAUACGUUAUGCACCUAUAUAAUAAAAAAAAAAAAAUGAAAACAUCUUAUAAAAUUGUGUAUAAAGUAUACAUAUAUUAUAUUAAUACAAAUUAUAACGUACACCUAUAUACUCGUGUACGUGCCUAUACACACUGAACUAUCUACAUUUAACUAUAUUAUUAAACUAUACGAGUAUAAUAAGACGAUUUUGUUUUAUCACGAAAAAAUAUAAACCGCGUAUAGUUGUAAAUACCUAUAGGUAAACCAGCUUAAAGCUCACGAUUAUUAUUCGUAUUAAAAGGGCGUAAUACCCGUACAUUGUCUCUGUCUUACGGACGUACGACAUGGCAAAUAUGCAUUCAGCAGAGAUGAAAUUGUGCUGUAAUUGAUAUAUUGUCAAACUUAAGACAAUUUUUGAAAUUUUAAUUUUUACGAGAAUACGAGUGUGUAGAAAACUACGUUUUAUUAAUGCAUAAACUUAACUUGAAAAUUAAUAUAUCGAAAAAAUAGCGUCAACGUUGUAUACAGAUAUAUUCUUAUCAUUAAAAUUCCGUACGUUCGUAAGGCAGAUACAGCAAAUACAGGUAUUACGACCUCUUAGAGGUCUACAAUAUUUAUAGAUGAAAAUAGUUAUUGGAGUAUAUUAAGUGUCAUUACGGAGUAGAAAGGCAGUGGCGUAACUUUGAAAUUUGGACCGGGAGCUAAAUAUUCAAUGUACCUCCCUCAUAUAGGCACAAGGCCAUAUCUGGAACAAAUUGUCGGGAAGGAGGGUGGGUGUUUAAAUCAAAAAAUAUAUAUUCUCAUAGUAGAUAGUUAAAAAAAAAAAUAACAAUAACUAAUAUUUAUCUUAAACAAAAAAAACUGACUUUAUCACAUUAUCGUAUUAAUAUAUCAUGAUUAUUUUAGAAUAAUUUAGAAUAUUUUGUAAUAUUUUAGAAUAUUUUAAAGUGAAUGUAUAUAGUAUGAAAUUAUUAUUUUAUAGCACAAAAUCUAGUAGUCGCUUUUUUACUUUGGGGAAAAGAUCAUCCGGAUCGAUUUUAAUUUGCCUGUGCACAUUUCAAAGAGCUAAACCUGUAAUACAUUAAUACGUUCUUGGCCCGAUGGAGUUACGUAAAUAAUUUUUUAAUCUUUUCAUGGUUGAAUAAAUUGUGCGUUCUGGCGUAGAAUUCAAAACUGGCAAUGUACCUACUAGCUAACAGUUUCAAAAGAAAAAAUGUUUGGAAAAUAUUCAGAAUCACAUUUAAUGUAUGCUUCAAUAGCCGAAUUCGGAAGGUCUUUUUAUGAUCUAUUUUCUUUGAUCUUGGAAAAUGUAGUAUUCAUAUUACUCUGCAUAAUAUCAUGUAAUUCAUCUAACAUAGUAUCAACGUAUUCCAUUAUUUCGGUUAAAUCACAAUUUACAGACUGUAAAUUCUUACGCAGUGGUAGUGUUCGGGUAAAAAGUAUAGAUGCUAUAACCAAACUAAAAUCAGGAUUUAUGUUUUUGCAUUUUUGCAUUUUUGCAUGAGCUUUGCAGUCUUAUGAGAGUAAGAAAUGUUGAUAAUUCGUUCAAUUCUGAGUUCGUAGGAAAAAGUAUUUUUUGUAUAUUUGAGAAUAUUUCGUGGGUUAAGGAUUAUUUAGCUUAUUUUGCAUAUUUUGUAAAUUGUGAGAAAAAAUAUUAAUUUUAACAAUACGGUACCUGGAGAAAUAUAUUUCGAACAUUUUAAUUUUUUUUUUGUAUUAUUUUGAUAAAAAGGUUAGUGUUAUAGUACCUACCUAUAAUAAGUUACCGUUCACUAAACAUGGUGGCUAACCAUAUAACGUGAUUUUUCAGUUUUUAAAAAUUAAAUUACCUAUAUAGUUAUAUCAAUAUCAUACUCUUACUCUUACUUAAGUGUACUAUUAUUAUAUUUUAAUACGCAAGUCACUAAUUAUUUAUGGAAUGUUGCAAAAAAAUAGUAAAAAAAUUUCAUAUUAAAGCAUAUUGUAUAUUGCAUAUUGCAUAUUGCAUAUCGUAUAUUGAUAUUCUUUAAUUAUUUUUGCAUAUUUUUCAAACUUCUAAGAGAAUAUAAUGAGAAUAUUUUAAGAUUUUGUAGAGAAUAUUAGCAUAAUAUUUUAGGUGUUUUAAGGAAAUAUAAAUCCGGUCUUAUAACAAAGUCGUUGGUUAUAAUAGUUUUUCCGAUUGCAAAGCUUUUGAUCAGGAGCGUCUCCAGACCCUGACUAUGAGAGGGAGGAUGAAACAAUUAAAUUAAAUAUUAAUGAUUGAUAAGAAAAAAAGACGAACAUAAUUCGCAUGUUGGGUGGAUCACAGUUGUAGAUGAGAAGUUCGGAAGGUAGAAUAAAGAAGAACAUUUAAUGUAUAUCUGUAUAAGCAAAAACUAAUGAUUGCUAAUGAAAAACAAUUCUGAACGGAGCUAGAUUAUUAGUAUUGCUUUGUUAACAAUAUAAAUGUCAUAUUACAGAAAAUAAAUAUUAUAUUGCAACAACUUCUAUGGACCAGUAACUAGAUUUUUCCCAUAUAAUUUUUUUACCAAAACAAUUUCUGUCUUAAUUUGCUGAAAUUCUAGUUUUGACCAUAAAAUACGCCUUAUAAUUAACUUCCUGUCCAACUUUCAAGCAUUUUUGUUUUAUCUAACAACUUUAUCCAUAUAAUACCUAUUUAAUAAAAAUUACUUAAUAAAAAGUAUCUAUUAAUAGCUUAAAUAUGGCUCAAAUUUUUUUACGGUUUUACCACGCAAAAAUAGGCAAAUAUAGGUCUUUUACCUAAAUUUCAAAUCUACGAAUAUUUUUAACUGAAUUACAACAAAUAACACGAUUGAAAAUAAUAAAAAGCAUUAUUUUCAUAAAUUUUCCGUUUUUCCUACGUUUUUUACCGGGUUUUUUCCAAAUAUUAUGAAAAGCAUUUGAAAAAUCAAAAAAAGACCACUUAAAGUACCAUCUAGACCAGCGUUUCCCAAACUAUUAUCUGCGGACCCCUAGAGGUCUGCAUGUAUACCAGAGGGAGUCUAUAAACGUAAAUUAAAAAUACUCAGUAGCGCAGCCAAAGGGACCAUGGCCCCCAUCGGAUGUAUUUAUUUUUUUUGUUGAUUUUAUAUCAGUACAUUCAUGAAUAAGUUUAUAAUAUUAUAUCUAUGAGUACGUAAGUACCUAUGAUAAUAUGUAAUCAAUAUAAUAUUAUAGCGAUAAAAAUUGUAUUUAUUAUCUAUAGCCAUAGUAUUAAGGUUACAUUAAAACGAUUUUGAUAAAAAUUGUAGUUCCAAUAGAAGUGGUCAAAAAACAAUAUUGAAAAAACAUUGUGAAACAAGAUGGGUCGAUCGACAUGAUUCACUUAUUACUUUCAAAGAACUUUACAAUUAUAGAAUUUUUACUCUAGAAUAUCUUAAAAAUAUGAUACAAAGCCUAAAAUCUCACCAAAGCGUUGUUAUAUAUGAAUGCUAUAACCAAGAAUGAUUUUCUUUUCUCUCUUGAAGUAGCUGUUACUUAAUUCUUAUAUACUAAACAAUUAAGUCAAGUACUACAAAGCAAACAGCAAGACUUAUCUAAAUAGCUUUAAAUUAUAUAAUGAUUGUUAGAGAAGCUUUAGAAGCCAUUUGAUCAGAUGCUGAUAAAUGUUUUAAGGAAAUAAUGAAAAAUGUUACCACAAUAGUUUCUGAACUAGACGUUGAAAUACGUAUGCCUCGAAUCAGUGGGAGACAAACUGCCCGAAACAAUUUAAAUUCCAAAGACACACAGGAAUAUUGUAAAAUAGCAAUAUUUAUACCAUUUCUCGAUAAUCUAAUUACUUAGUUACAUUUAAUAUUUAAUAAAAGACUAGAAACAAUUAUACCACUAGAAGCACUCAUACAUUCUAAUUUGAUACACUAUGACGACCUUUUAUCACGGCCUUGUGUAGACAUAUAUAGGGAAAUCUGAAGGGAGGUGCAUCCCUCUUACUAAAAUUAUUUUAUAUAUUUGUAUAAAAAUAUGAUUACAUAUAUUAUGAAAUACAUAUGUAUAUUUUAAAUUUUCAUAUUUUUUCACCAUAGUAGGUACCAUACUCAUGAAAUUAUGUUUAUAACAUAGUAUUCAUACUUAUAUAGGCUACAACAUAAUAUAAUAAUAGUAAAGUAUAAUCUGAAUAGUUAAAAUCAAUAGCUGAAUAACACAUUAGCAAAAGAAAAACAUUUUAUUACCUACUCGGGCCUACUGACUGAACAGGCUUGUGCUACACCCUCUGAUUCCUCUUAGUCACGCCACUGUAGCGGGUGCUAUUAUAUUAUAGCAACUGCUCCCCCAUAUUUUUUAUUGUAGUUGCAAAUUAAUAGCUGUGCUACCCUGUUAGUAAUUUAUAAAAAAAAAAUACAAUUGGUUUGUUUUAAUUCAGAAUAUGAUCACACUUAUGUUAUAAGCAAAGUGACCUGCAACUGUCCCGAUUUUAUCGUGAAACAUUCACGAUUUGUGUAUUUUUCUCCCGCAUCACGAUCAAGGUUAUUGAGGGACACGUUUUCCCCGGGACAUUAGGAAAAUAAUAUUUUUUAUAAAUCUUUUCCGCAUUGGUACAACUAUAGAACUGUUGAUAAAAGGUAUCAAUGAUCGUUAUCCGACCGAUUGCUUUUAUGAAGUGCGUGCCUAAAUUAGUAUUAUUACUAUAUCUGUAUUUUUUCCUAUACAUAAUUACUGGUGUCGGUCUGGUCAUCGAAAGGUUCAGGCAGGAAUUUUUUAUUAGGAGCCCAACCUGCCUGACCGCUCGCGCAUUAUUGUUUUCAUCAUUCAUAUUUAUGUUAAGUAGAUAAAUUAAGUCAUCAGAUAUAGUUCAUUCAAUUUUUACUUUUAAAAAGUUAAUAUAAAUUGUAAUUUAUUACAAAUUAAAAUAAAUUUCACCUUUGUACAUAUUACCUUUGGCAUAAAAAUAAAUAUUAAAAAGACGUUCUAGGAUAAUAGGGACGGGUGCAGCCAUUGUCAUAGGUAAUUAAAUGUCUACUUGUAAGCAACGAUAAUCCAUUAUUGCUAACGAAAAACCGAUUCUAAGCGGAAUUCAGUUGAUAGUGAUGCUUUGUCAACAAUAUUUAUGUUAAUAUGAUAAUAAAAUAAUAAAAUAGACUUUAUAUUUUCUUUAAUAAUAUUUGUUUAAUAUUGUACUGAUUUUACCGGUUUUUCACUUUUUCUGGGAAAAAUCUUGGGAAAAUCGAAAAGUUACCUGCCUAAAGUACCUCCCAGUCGAAUUUCCUUUUAGAAAAAUUACACUACAUAAGUGUUAAUAUUACAACAAUUAUCGUAAAUGGAAAAAACGAAUAGUGCAUAGAAUCUACGUGACUAUAUUAUGAGAACAGACAGUUUAUUUCCAAACUUUUCUGAUUAUUUUCGAAAUAUAUUAUACUUGCACGCCGCCGGACGGUUCUUUAGUUUUUAAUGAGAGGAGAUUAUAUUAUAUAAGUAUUCAUAUUUCUCCAAACCACGAUAUUUUAUAUUAUCUUAUCGACUAUUGCUUGUUUAUUUAGGAAAAAUCCGAUUGUUUGUUAGUGUGUCGAUUAUUUAAAAAUUAUAAUGUAUCUAUGUACACCGUGGUAUUUUAAAUAAUAAAAUAUUUUUUAUACAUCUAUGGUAAAAAAAAAAAGCUAAGGGCCCGGGCAGAGAUCUCUGCCUAGCUGCCUUGACGAGGCCGACACUGGUAAUUGCCAUUUCGUUGACACGUGCACAAACGCUUUAUUUUGGGAUGAGCCGUCAAUACGCUGUGUAUUUUUAUGUUGGCGUGUGUGCGAUUGGCGUGUAUCUAUAUUAUAAUCAUAUAAAUUGAGCGACUAUGGAGAACAAAGUAUUCCUCCCAAAAAUAUAAAACGUCUUUGUACUUUUCGUGAAAUGUGGUUAAGUUCUAAUGUACUUCAAAAAUCAGAAAAUAACAAUUUGUAUGGUCAUCGUAAAUUAUGUAGGAUAAUAUCUCAUGGAGGUAAUCGAAUGUGCAACUUAAUGCAAAUAGUGUUUCACAUAAACGAAUAAAUAGUAUGAUACAUAGUAUGCUCAAAAUUAUUAUUAAUUAUACUAAAAUUAGAUUACAAAUUUCUCGUGUUGGAAAAAGUCCCAAUUUUUAUAAUUGAAUAGUUGGCAACUCUGAUUAUAAGGUUUGAAUUUGAACGUAUUAAGAUCACUGGGCAGAACGCUUAUAUUUCUAUAUUUAUUCGAUAUAUUUCUACAUAAUUCUGACGACCAACUGAUCUCUCCCUCGUUUCAUUAGACCAAAAUUGAAUUAACAUAGAAAACAUAGAAAUCGUAAAUAUACAACUGUAACGACUUCUCAAGAGGACCCGCAUCUACUGUCUCAGUCUAAGAGUCUAACUAUAACUGGGAUCACAACAAAAUAAUUACGUUUUAUAUAAGUCAGAACGUAAAUUGUGGCGUUUAAGUUAUAAUAUUGAUGUUUGAACACAAAUAACAAAAUUUAAACAGAAAACAUUUCCGAAAGCUGUAAGUAAUUUUUUCUAAAAAAAAUUGUCAUAAGUAUAAUAAAGUUAUAGCCACGCGUAGCUAUUACUAUGUUUGACGAAAUCUAGCUCACGGAAAUAUUCGCCUCUUUAAAUUUUGUUAUUUGUGUUCAAUCACUAUUUUCAACUUAAACGUCACAAAUGACUUUCAAUAAGUAACGUAAUUUUCUAUGUUGCCAGUUUGUUAGACUGAAAUAGUAGAUGCGAGUAUGGCGUCCUCUUAAUAAUUAUUAUAAACAUGUAAACAUAUAAUCUAACCUAACCUAUAGUGUACCUAAUUUACAAUUUAUACACGUCGCUAUAUUCAUCGUUAUAUCGUUACACACAUUUUUAAUCACGUAAUUUUGUUAUAAAUUUAUAUACGUAUAAGUACUAUUAUAAUUAUAAUAUUAUAUAUGUUACACUUUAACAGUUUAACCCGUCUAAUUAACUAAAAAACUUGUCAGUACACUUCACAUUACAUAUAUUAUGUAUAUAAUAUAAUGGCAUUAGCCGAAAUAAUUAUUUCACUAUUGUAUUGUAUAUUUUAUUAUACAGUGUGUUUCACUUGAAUGGUAACACGUCAUAGCUCAGCCGGAUAAACUUAUCUCGAAAUUGCGAUAUUUUUUAUUAUUAUUUUUUUUUUUAAUGCGUAGGAUAUACCGAAAUAAAUUUUUUGAACCGAUUUUCAAAAUGUCAACCGCAAUAAAACAGAUUUAACACCAAGUUCAAAUAGUAAUCCUAUUUGUUUAGUGAUUUGCUUUGCAUACAAUAUAUUUUUAUCUCGAAAAUUGCCGCCAGGGUGAAUAUUUUGAAAAUAGGGCCAAAAAUUGUAUUUUCGUAUAGCAUCGAUCUUAUUGAAAAGAAAAAAAAAAUGAACAUGUAGUUUCAAUUCGAAUCCAUCAUCCGGGUGGAAUAUUUCGUAGGUGUUAUAUUAUACAGCUGCAUUUGAGCGAAACGUCAUACUGUAUACAGUGUAGAUAUAUAAUAUAAUAAUGUACCCGCGGCAUCACGGUCGCCGAUGCUUUUAAAAGGCUUUUAAAUUAUUGUAUUACGUUACAAUGAUCGAGUUUUAAGAAAAUUAGCCUCGUUAAAUAUUAAAUCGUUUACCGGCCAUUAAUAUAUUAUGCUGCCGGUUCUAUAUACGCGCGUGGACACGGCUAAUAAUAAUGAUUAUUAUAAGUUUUAAAAGACGUAUAGCAUGAUUAUUAUACCGACCAUUAUGGGUAUAUCAGUAGUCACCGGUUGGCACUAUAAUAUAUGUAUGGUAUACUAAUGUAUCUACAGUAAGUGAGUACAAUCAUAUUUUUCUGUAUAUAUUAUAUGGCGUCCUGAAAAACAACACCAAAAAAAAAAAAUCCUACCUACGAGUUUAAUAAUAAAUGUUUUCGUAUAUAGGUAUAUAGUGAUUUUAAUAACCAUUUAGCUGGUAUACCUAUAUACAUACCGAGUGAUCCUUUUAAGUGGGUACACUCAUUAUCUUGGAAUGUAUUAACUUUUUUCGAAAUUUGUUUUUCUAAAACAUUUAAGCAGCUCUACAAUUUUAUAUUUGUGUUAUUUUUUGUCACUCUUAUUUUUGGGGAUAAAACCACUACCUACUUUUGAUUUUCAAAUGGCAGCAUAUAUUUAAAAGUCCAUAAAUAGAUAGAUUAUUAGUUAAAAUAAAUUUUAGCGGUGAUAUUUUUGAUUCCCGUCGAUUGUUGACGAGAUAUUCCACUUUUUAGUUUGGGUUGGAGAACAGUACCAGAGUAUCGUUUGUGUGGCGGUCGGCUCGCGGCGUGUUAAUUAUGUACCACUACUCUUCUCCAACCCAAAAUUUCAACACUAAAAUCUAUUUUAAUUAAUACUCCAUAUAUUUAUGGACUUUUUAAUAUCGGUUGACAUUUUAAAAUCAAAAGUAGUUAGUAGUUUUAACACUAAAAAUAAGGGUGACAAAAGAUAACAUAAAUAUACAAUUGUAAAGCCGCUUGUUUCAUAAAUUUUCUAGGAAAAAAAUUUCGAAAAAAGUUAAUACAUUCCGAGAUAAUGAGUUUAACCACUUAAAAGGAUCACCAGCUGGUAUACAUAUAAACUAUAAAUUAUACAUUUGUACUGAAAUUAUUGAUCGACGAUGUAUGUAACAUGUUCUGUAAAAUAUUGUGUUGCUGCGGUAGUAUCAGGUAUAUUACAGGUACUUAACGUUACACGUUAUUAUUAUUAUUAUUAUUAUUUUUUGUUAUUAUUCAAUUCACAACGAGUCGAAAAAUUAUUAUAAAUUAAACUGUUCCGACUUGCAUGCAGACUACAACACUAUAAAUAUAAAAUACGUGUAUAUAAUAGUUCAAUUGGUCAUAGUACUUAUAAGUAUAUAUAGGUACUUUCUUCCUGUAGAAACCAUGUCGUGUGACGUGAAAAUACAAUUCGUUUAGUGAAUUUCUAAAAACACGACGGACAAUUUUAUUUUUUUUAAUCUAACCAAACAAUGUUUAAAUGAAUCGUUCUGUAUGCAAUUUUCUAUAACAUUGCUAAAAAAUAAUUAUAUGAAGAAGACGGUUACAGGAACCCUUGGAAACGUAACAAUAAAUAAUUUAUACCUGUAAUCAAUAUGAUAAACCAUUGAUAACAAAAAACGAUUCAGUUAUAAGUGUUUUGAAAGACCUGAUGUUUUUAGUAUUUACGAUUUUCGUCCAAAUUUAGUUUUAAAGCUACAUUACACUUAAUUUUUUUUUCUACCAAGUACGGCUUUUAAUGAUCCUUUUGUUCAAUUGUAAAGUAUUUCUGUUUGGUCACACAAUUUCAUUCAUAGAGAACGUGCCUAGUAAAAAUUAAGUAGAAAACUCGCCAAACUAAAAUUGUGUAUCAAUAUUUUAAAAACGGCCUAAAUAUUUGACAAUUUUACUACGUCUAGAGAAAGCAAAUUUAAGUUUUUUGUCAAAAUUUCAAUAGUCUAAGAAUGUUUUUAACUGAAUAAUAACAAAAAAACAAAAUUGAAAAUAAAAAUAAUAAUUUUUUACUUAUCAACUAGAUUAAAAAUAGAACAAAAAGAUUUUUUUAUUGUUUUUAUAUUGGAGCAAUAUUUCUGGUAGAAAAUAUAAACUAUAACAAUGUUAAAUAAAGGAAUCAUAACACUGUAAAUUUAUUUGUUUUUCGUCUUUUAUCGAUUUUUUCCAUUUUUUUUUAUGAAAACUACUUGGAAAAUCAAAAAAUGAUCUCUUAAUGCACCAACUAGGUAACAUUUUCUUUCGGAAAAGGCGCUACAUUUAAUAUAUUGGAACAAGAUUUUUGGUAAUAAAGUUACUCACAGACCCAAAAAACCAAAAAAAAUACAAAAACACAAAUUGUAGUAAAAUUAAUAAAUCCCUUGAUACAAUCUGAAUCUAAAACGAUUACACGCACCUAUUAAAAAAAUGUCCAGUAAAAUCAAUCUUGUUAGGUAUUAUAUUACAAAAAAAAAUCGCACUAUGUACCUCCCUAUAAAUUCAUAUUUGAUUUACAUGCAUAUAACACAAAACAUAUAAUUUAUAUGAAGUGGUAAACCAUGAGGUGGGGACAUUUUUAAGGAAGUUUUCUUCUAGUAAAUUCUAUUAGACACCCAAUAAAUGGCAAAUUAUUGAAUUAGUCGAUUUUGUAAAAAAAAAUUUUUAUUUUAUGUAGGAAAUACUCUUAAUGGUAAAGGAGAGUAAAUGAGAAAAGAUCAAAAGUUAAGGGGUAACGGUUUGGUUUUGGUUUAGUCGCUCGUGAAACAUUUUUAAGAGAAUAAAUAUUCGCUAAAAAAUGUCCUGCCGUGAGGUGAACAGUUUUAAUAUAGUAGUUACACCAAAAAUGUAUAAUAUAAUAUUAUACUAUGUAAAAUGGACAAAAUAUUUUGUAUAAUUUACAAGUUCAUCCGAGUCCACAGGAUCCUUAAUCCGGUCUUGUGUGUACAACUAUUUAUUUGUGUAUAUGUAUAAUUAUUAAUUGAACGAAAAACUAUAAUAUUAUAUAGCAUUCAAAGAGAUGGGCGAUACUGAAUAUUUCGAAUUCAAUACUCGAUACUCGUUUUAUUUUGAUACUAUCGAUGUCUCGAUACUUUUGUUUAAAAAUAAAACACUAUUUACUUUACUUUAUUUAGAAUAUAGCAUAUUACAAAACAUAUUACACAUUUUGAUUAUUAUUAUUAUUAAAAGGACUACACAAUGUGCAUAUUAAUUUUUUUUUAACAAUCGUACGAUUGGAGAUAUAAAUCGUAUGAAUAAACAGAAAGAGUAAAAAAAACCACUUAGCGACGGCACUUUUAAGGCUAUAAUUAUAAAAUUUAAAAUAAAAAAAAUAUUAUUUUAUUUUACCUAUAAUCUAUUUCACCACUACGUAUAACUGUGUUAUUACAUUAUUUAGCAAUCAUUUUUCAACAUAAUAAAAUAUCGAUUUCGAUAUCGAAAAUUACCUCGAUUUCUACACCUUCUAGACCUACUGUCUAAGUGCCGAGAGUAUCAAGGUAAUAUCGAAAUAUCGAAUUAUCCGUCUUUAAAUUCACAAUAACAUCCGCUGUUCGGUCACUCAGUUCCUAAUUAAUUAUAUAAUUAAGUACCUAUUAUUUGUAUACCAUAUAGACUCAUAAACAAACAAUUUUUUUUUUUUUUUUAAAUCAAUUUUUUUGCAAAAGUUUUACGCCUUUAUAAUUAUUUAUUUGUACUGAAUAAAUAUUUACGGGCAUACGCCUAAUUUUAACUUAUUAUGAUGAUUUACCGAUUAUAAGAAAUUUGAAACCGGGUAAAUGUAUGUAGAUAAUAUAAAUGUAACAUUGAACAAAAAACAACAUUAUGAUAACAACAAAUAACAGUAAGCAUGAUAUAUGAAGAUUAAUAAUGUAGAGAAGAUUAAUAAAUAAUAAUUAAUAGGUUGUGGAAAAAGUCGAAGGUGAAGUGGUUGUUACACAAUGUCGUUGUUUUUGAGAAGAGUCAGUAUUUGAAAAAAUCUGAAAUGUGAAUUGGGGUGUAAAAUAAUUUGGGGGAUCUGUGAAGAUGGAAAGCGACUUUAAAUUGGAUUAGAUUUAAUAAGUAAAAACGAAAUGAAUAAUACCGUUGAUAAGGUUGAGUCUAACGACUUACCUGCAGCAUCAUGUCUAGUAGCCAAUGUGAGGAGACCUAAAUGACUACGAAUAGAUGUAAUUAUGGGCUCUAACGGGUAUUUUAAUUUUAAGGCGUCAUAUUUUAAGAAAUGAUCAUAAACUCUUUCUACAGCCUCACGUUCUAAACAGGCGUAUGAUGGAUUCCAAAUAUUGGAACUAUACUUCAAAAUCGAUCAGACUGGAGCUGAAUCUAGGACUUCUCUAAAAUCUAAAUGAUUUUAGGUCACUAAUAGACGUUUUACGAAACCAAGUGAUUUAGAAACAUUCUUUAUGUUGUAUUAAAUUUGGUGGACAAAUAAUGUCGAAAUCUUUCAUAGAAGUUACAGAUUUAAAUUCAGAGUUGCUAAUAGUAUACAUAUAUAUUAUAAAAUACAUAUAAUAAACCCAUUUAGUAUACAUUUGUUAACCUUCAUGCUAAAAAGAUCACUAUUAUAUUAAACGAGUAUAUCAACUGCACUAUACUGAGUAGAUAUAUUUGUCUGAUGGUGUGCUAUUGAAAAAAUACACAAAAUUAUAAUAAUUAUUACGCUAUUAUAUAAUGUAUAUAUAUAUAUAUAUAUUAUACACCUGUUGUAGGUUUUGCUCUAAUAAUUAGUUUUACAAACAUAUGAAAAAAAAUAACUCUUAUAAUUUUUAAUACAUGCAGGUAUAUAUUGAACGUGUACACUGAAAGUAAAAAUUAUUACGUAUUUUUUUUUCUUAUUGUACUUGGUAAGCUGUUUUAGUAUACUUACUAUUAAAAUAAUUCUACUAUACUUACAUGUUUUUAAUUGUUAUUAUAAUUACCAUUGUAAUUGUAUAUUGUACAUGGUAUUUUAAUAUAGUCUUUAUUAAAACACACGACAUAGAAAAAUUACGAUAGUGUAAAAAAAAAAAAAGGUAAUAAAAUACUAAUAUUUUGUUUUAUAUUCUUUGUUUGGAUUAAAUAAUAGAAACUCUAAUACAGUAUAACUAAGUAAUUUAAAUAUAAUUUUCCACGGUAGCCGGCAGUGCAGGUAUGUAGCUACGCAUAGAUUAUUUAUUGUGUUAAAAAAAUGUACGUUGUAUAUUUUAUACGCGGCAUUAGUAUAGGUAAUAAAAUAUACCUACCAACAUCAGUAAUGAAUAAUAAUCAGUUAUCAGUAAUAAGAAGUCUAUAAUCACUGUUGAACGAUAACAACCGUCGUCGUGUCCUCUAAUUUGAUUUAUUUUUUUAUUCACAAGUAUAUUCGAGUUUAUUUUAUAUCGGUGACGUAUUUAGGAUAUUGUUGAGAUGCGAAAGAAAUAUUGAAUUUUGUGAAAAAUUUCGUAUUUUAUUAACGUACGCAGAUGUUAGAAAAUGAUGAAAUUUGAUCAUAAAAUUUGUAGAGGGUGGGAAGUUGAAAGUUUAAACCUCCAACAAAUACUCCCUGGCAUCAUUUAUUUAAUCUGUAGAGCUACAAAGCCAAAAAAAAACUAUUGACCCGCAACAAUACAUACCUAUAUUAUUUAAGUAGGUAAUUCACAUUUAAAUUCAACCAGACUUUUAUCACUUCAAUUCGCUUUGGUUCAGAGGGAACCGCUAUAAAUGUCCAAACGUAGCGGGAAAAAAAGAUACAUAUAUUUAUUACUUUAUAACAGACUCAAUAUAGUCUCUAUUUUAGUAAAAAAUUCGACAAAAAGAUCAAUUUUUAGAUUCGAAGCUGAACGAGGGAUCUAUUGGUUUUACUAUGAUGAGGAUUUUUUUUUUAAAUUUUUCUUCUUUAUCUACAAAUAACUUUUUAAACAGAAAACUCGCUUCAUUCGAAAAAUAAAAAAAAGAUACUUUAUUAUUACAUUUUGGAUCUAUUUGGUGCAUUGAGAAGGCUAUUUUUUGAUAGUUACAGGGGUCUAGUGGUGGUAUGUAUUUGUUAACAUCCUAGGGGUCGUAAGUUCAAACCCGAAUUCCGUAAAAAUAUUUUUGAAAAACCACGUCGGGCAGGUAACAGGGAAAUAGCAAACGAAUUUUGUUUCAAAAAAUAAAAUUUAGUAUAAUGUAGUACAUAAGUAGUUGAUAAGUUUUAAAAACAAAUUUUCAUGAAAAUCGUAAAUAUUACGGUUUUUCCAGACAUAUGUAACCGAACUUCACUCCAAAUCGUUUUUCGUUACCAAUGUUUUAUCGUUGCUUACAGAUAUACAUUAAAUUCCCAUUUGUAUCCUACCUUCCCAACUUCCCACCUACAACAAUGGUUGCACCCACGUGCGAAGUAUGUCAGUCUUUUUUAUUUAAAAAGGUGUGUAGGUGAUGGCUUGGUCAGCUUGAUGUACAUUAAAUAUUCAAGUAGAAAGUAGGUACUUGAAAUAGAACAUUCAGUUGUUUUGACAAAAGGCAAUUUAUUUAAUAAUAACAAUAGAAUAGAAUAUAUACGUAUAAAUACUUUUAUGUACAUAGGGUGUUUUAUCAAGGAAUGAGCGGGUGGACGGGUCAAAUAAUUUGUCCACACUCAUUCAUGAAGUAAAUUUGUAAAACCACUUCUGAUGUCAGGGGCAUAUCCGGGAAUUUUUUUCUAGAGUUUGAUCAGUUACAUAUCAGUAUAUCACAUUACUAUACUCGUGUAACAAAAAUUAAGUAUUAAAAAAAAAACUGUUCAGAAUAAUAAUUUAUGAUUUCCUGAAAUUCCGGGGGAGGGGGGGUUUUACCCAGUAAUCAAAGUCAUUGGCUGCAGUAUUUUGGUUAUGUUAAAUCUUGUUUUAAACAAGAAAAUGUAUAGGUACUUUUUCGGAAGUUUUUUUUUUGUUUAUAUAUUACCAAGGUGAGCGUUACGUUUUUAAUUUUCUGAAUAUAAAAGAAUCGUAGUAGCCAGUAGUAAGUAGUCGUAAACAUAAUAGAAAAAAAAAAUAAACUGAUCGAAGGGGAGAUAUUUUUUUAUAUCUCCCUAAUGUCCCCUUUAAAUACGUCGCCAUUUUGACAUAUUAUUUACGACUUCUAUAAAAUAAUUACUUAUGACAAUUUACAACCAUGGUUAUUCGUUUUUUUUUUUUAUGUAUACAUUAUUAUUAUUAUUACUAUUAUUAUAGUGUUUUACACAAAGUCAAUUAUAUUAUGGUUUUUGAACAAAACAAAUAACGAACAAUAAAUAAAACAAAAUGUAUAUUUUUCAGGUAAAAAAUAAAUAAGUUAUAACUCCGACACGUUUAUGAGCUUGGCACCUGCACGUACCUAUAUAAUAUACAUUAUUGUCAAUUGUUAUACGCAUAAAACCGUAUAAUAUUCUCCGAAUUAUAAUUUUAAAACGUCUCUGUACGUUGUCGGCGGAAAUUUAAACUGUACGCGAUUCGUAUAUAGUAGCGUAUUUAAGGGGUGAUUAGAGUGGUAUUAAAUCUAUCCCCCUUUGAAUUUUUUUUUGAUUUUUACAAAUUAACUUUUUUCAUCUAUCAACUUUCUGUAUCACACUUAAUGUAAACGAAAAAUAACAGAUUGUAGAAUUUAAUAAUAAAAAUAAAAAUAGAUAUAAUAAUCAUACUGAAAUUGUAAAUCGAUCUACUUUUCUGUCUAGUCUACAAUUUUCUACUUGAUUUAUUACGAUUAAAAAGGUAUAGUGUCAAAACAUUUAAAUCCGAUACGUUUUCCUCCUUGACAAAAUCCUAAAUACGCCUCUGAUUGUGAUAAAUCAAUAAUAAAUAUUAUGACCUAUGACAGUGGUGACCUACCUUUUAUUUAUAGAGGACUAUAAAAAAAAAAAUAAAAAUAAAACUUUAAACUUUUAUUUUUAAGUUAAUAGCGAAUAUAAUUUUUUUAUUGUACAUAAUAUCGGUACGGUGAUAUAUUUAAUUAUUUAUUAUUAUUGUUGUUGUAAAUGAAAAAAAUAUGUAAAAUAUAAACAUAUCUUAUUUUAAUGUGAGUAUUAGUUUUUAAAAUUCGAAGUUAUAUUAUUUGUUCAAUUUUGAUUUAAUAUUUUGGUAGGCUGAUUAAUAAAUGAUUGCGGGCCGGAUUUGUUCCGCGGGCCGUAGUUGGUCACCACUGACCUAUGAUAAAAACCUAGAGACUUUCGUGUAAUAGUUUUAAAUCUAUUACGGCUCAUUAACAAAACAAUCGGCUUUUCAUUAAUAUGCAUAAAAGUAGUAAAAGUAACGGAAAAUAAAAUCAAAAUAAAUGUAAGCGCUACUCUUAUCUAGGUAUAUCUAGUGUUAUAAUUAAAUAUGAUAGAACAUAAUAUACUUUUUUUGUUAUAUUUUAUAGCGAUCUAAUGGCUUGAAAUUACAUAAACAAAUGAAAAAAAUAACAAUAAAGUCUAUCAGUACAUUUUUUAUGGCAAUUUCCAAAUAGUGUCCACUAUCAAGUAUAAUGGACUCGAUUUUGCCUACCUUACAGUGUCCAUCAGAUACUAAAUGUUGAAUUAGUAGAUUUUGUAACAAAAUAUUAUAUUUUACACAUAUAUAGGAAAUUCUCUUAGUGGGGGGAAGUAGGGGUAACUGGGGAAAGUCCAGAAGUUAAGAGGAAAGUUUGGUCAGCUAUCUGCUCGUGGAGUUUUUUUUAAUGGAGGAGCGAAUAGAAACAACGCACUAAAAAAAAUAUCCCUGGCGUCUAUAUUCCUAAAUUUGCUGAUGUCAGUAUAUUAUAAUUCACUCCGUGCAUAAUUGAUAUAAUAAAAGACCACUAAGUUUCUACUCCGUACGUCGGACGUCUGAACUUCGCUAUAAUCAGUGGCGUAACUAGAGCUUCUAAUACCCGUGGCAAAAUAUUGUAUAAAAGCUUAUCUGAUAAGCAAGAAAAAAAGUCAUUCAAAAAGACCCUCACCUGUGUCCAAUAAUGUUUUGGGCUUUGGUCAAGGCUACUGCUAAGGCCCUCUUCAGUUGUGGGCCCGUGGCGUUUUCUCACUUUGCCCACCCAGUAUUUACGCCACUAGUUGCAAUACGUUCGUAAAUGUAGAUUAUAUACUAUAUAUCAGUGGUUUUCAAUAUUUUUAGAACCACGACCACAUGGUUUCACUUUUCAGAAAAUAGUUUAUGAACAGCUGGGAAAAUCAAAAAAUUACCUAACCAUCCCAGAAAUUGUUGGUAGAAAAUUUGUUCACAGACAAAAAAAAAAAAUAAAUAAACACUAUUGUAAAACUAAUAUGUUCCUAGCUCCGCUCACAAUCUAAAAUGAUAAAUUUCUUGGAAUCCACAUAAUUCAAAACAAUGUUUGCCACCCACCAAAAAUUUUCUUGGGACUUACCAGUGGAUCGUAACCUACAAUUUGAGAAACGCUGACGCUAACUUAUAAUAUAUAACAAUAUAUUAUAUUUUAAGGGUCUUUGCGAUAUUCUAUAGACUUACUUUUAGUCUAAUUUAGUUUAUUGAUAAAUAUCAAUGCUAAAGCAUGCUGUGGCUAAUACAGUAUGAAAAACACACACAAUUUGAAUGUACUCGUACUUCGCGUGAUUCCGCGUGACAUUUUAUUCAACGCACUUUUUGAAACCUACAAAAACCUAGUACACUUACUUUCUGGGCACGCCUCGCAUUUUUCGAUUCGCGAUGAUUUGUGAUUGUGAUUCGCGUGAUAAUUAUCAACACAUCAUUGCGUCGUCGUCUGUCAUUAAAUUUACUCGUCAUUAUCGUAAAAAAGUAAAUAUAAAUAACAAUAAAAUAAAAUUCAAUGUAAUAUAAUAUUUUAAUUUCGAAGCAUCGCGUUAAUGUGAAUAUUUUUUUUAUUACAUAAUUUCUAUAAAUUAUUAUAGUUAUUAAACAGUAAAACGUGAACCAUUAGAAUAUAAAUAUAUAAAUAUUUGUUAAAGCCCCCUCGUAAAAUCAUUUACCGAGUAAACAAAAUCGAUAAAACUACGUAACGCGUGUAUUAAUUUCACGCCAAGCAGAACCUUGCCAAUAAUUUAAUAAUGUAUAAAAUAAUAUAGUUAGGUUUUAAUAUAUCUUAUUACAAAUUAUUUGUCUAUUUGUUAAAAAUUUAAAUACUUUUUGGCCCGUAUUAAAUGUUUAAAUAGUUUCAAAGCUAUCAACCAAUACAAUUGUAUUGACAUAAAACCAAAGAAAAAAGAAAAACUGGCAAAUGUCAAAUACCGAUAAAUAGCUCUCAAAAAUUAUCAGAACGUUUUGAAAAAAAGUUACUAUAUUAAUCUAUGUUAUAUUUCUAUAUUGGAAAAGUUGUUUAUACAAAAAAGGGCUACCAGGGUUUUAAUACAUCUUCUGUAAUUUGUUUUGGUUUUUAAAUACAUUAAAACCCAAUAAUCAUAUCUACUCCUCCUCCUACCUUAUAUCACGGUAUCGGUAGACUAUCCCACUCAUAGUUCAGAUAUACAUAGUGUUACAUAAUUACCUUCCGGUAACAAAAAGGAAUCGAAUAAAAAAUGUUCCAUCAAAAUAGAUAAAAUAGUUCUCGAGAUUUUUUUUAACGUACAAGCAAAUGGUAGAGACGGGGUUGGAAGUUAUUCAAACUUUCUAAGGGUACAUCCUCGACAAUAUUUUUAUCUAUGUAUACAAAUUUCUACUCAGUUACUUAUUUUUAUAAGUCUACUAUAGUGGUAUUUAAAACCGGUGUAUCCUAAGAAAACGUAAAAUUUGAGAAUCACACAAAAUCACCUACCCGCAAAAACAUGGUGAAAUUCAUAAAAAGUGAAAUUCAAUCAAAAGUGUAUCACUUGACUCCGCCUAUAAAACUUUAAUUCCCAAGUUUAAGCUCAAUUGGUAUAGAUAGAGCUACUAAAAGUGUACAAAAAUAUCGAGAAAAUGAUUUAUAUACUCACAAACGAAACAAACGGAAAUACUUCGCACGAUUGGUGGACCACUGUUUUAGAUGAGAAGUUGGGAAGGAAGAGGGGAAAUGAAACGAUUAAUCAUUUCUAACGAAAAACGAUUCUGAGCAGAGUUCGGUUAUACAUAUUUUGAAAGGUCAUAAUAUAUAUGAUUUGAAAACAGUAUAGGUAUAUUUCGUAAAUUCUCACGGUUUUCCCCAUUUAUAAUGAAAACCCUUGGGAAAAAACAAUUCCCUUAAAAAACCAUUCCAGUCAAAUUAAAUGAAGUACACUUGAAAAUCGAAGCAAAAUUUCUGAUUAAAAAUUGUUUAGAGAAGAAAAAAAAAUUAAAAAAUGAACCUCAUUGUAAACCAGUAUAUUAUAUAUUGCCCUCCUUAUUCAGAAUAUAAAAUACAGUGCAACAUUUUCCACUAUAAUAUUCUGGGAAGAUCCGAUAAAAAAAAAGCUCACGUCUUAUUAUUAUCAAAUAGAAUAUUAAGCGUUUUCGAAAAAAACAGUAAAAUAAUAAUAUGAAUAAAAAUAAUACUUGUUUAAAUUUAAAUUUUAGUCCAGAUUAUGCAUAAUAUAAUAAUACAGUAAAAACAUAUUUUGACAGCAAUAAUACAUAAAGUACAUAAAUAAAAAAUGUAUAUAUAAAAAUUAAAUAAAUAAAUGAACCAAUGCGUAGCCUGGAGUAUUAUGCAACCGGUUUCGAAUUAAAAAUUUAUCAUCAAGUAUAUCACAGUCAAAAUGUAAAUUUAUUUAUUUUAUUUUUAUACAUACAUUUUUUAUUCAUACUAGGUGAUUCAUUUAAGUGGGUAAACUCAUUAUCUCGGAAAGUAUUAACUUUUUAUGGAAUUUGUUUUCUAGAAUAUUUAAGAAACGAGCUGCUCCACAAAUUUAUAUUUGUGUUAUUUUUUGGUGGUAAAACAACUACUUACUUUUGAUUUUCAAGUGGCAAUCUAUAUUGAAAAGUCUAUAAAUAGAUUGAGUAUUGGUUAAAAUAAAUUUUAGUGUUGAAAAUUUUAAUGUCCAUAUUUUAAUAUAUGAGGUAUUCCACUUUUAAAUUUAGGUUGGAGGAGAGUAGUGGAGUAUCAUUAGUGUGACGGUACGGCGUGCGGCGUGUUUAAUAAUGCACUACUAUUCUUCUCCAACCAAAAAAUUAAAAGUGGUAUAUCUCAUCAACGGCUUGACAGAAAUCAAAAAGUUAAACACCAAAAUGUAUUUAAACUAAUACCAGUCUAUUUAUGGACUUUUUAAUAAAGGUUACCGUUUGAAAAUCAAAAGUAGUUAAUUGUUUUAAAUGUGUUUGGCGCGACAACCGAUUUAAGGUAUACUUAUAAGUAUUGUUACUAAAAGAAACGUAUAAGACCUAUAGUUGUUUCCAAGGAACACGCGAAAAAAUGAUAAAUAUCCGUACCAUAUUAUAUAGGGUGAUCAACAUAACGUGAGUCACUAUCAUAUUGUGUCUCGGAAAGUAUUAAUUUUUGCCGGAAAAAUUUCGUGUUUUUUUUGUUUAGAAAAUGUAAAAACCAAGCGGCUUUUGUCGACCUCAUUUCGGAGGUGAUGCCACCACUAUACCCGUUUUUGAUUUUCAAAUAGCACCUCAACAUUAAAAAGAUAAAUAGAUACUUAUUAGUAGGCAAUUUUAAUUUUAUCAGUACACAACGAUAAAACAUUGCUAAUGAAAAACAAUUCUGAGCAGAGUAUUAUUAUAUUCGUAUUUUUCUCUUGUUACCAAGGGAUACCUAGGGAAUCAAGGAUUUAAGUCAAUUUUCGAUAUUUUUUUUUUAUUAUUGCAUUUUAUCUAAUCUUUUCCUCUUUAUGUUUUGGUUUAAAUGGCAUAAGAGUAUUCAACACAUGUAAUUAAACGUUAUUGGUACUAAACAUUAAAAUACCUAUCUUAAAUCCUUAAAUAUACAUUUUUCUUUACAAAAAGAGCAUAAUCAAUUAAAUUAUGUGACUCAAGCCAUUUAGAAUGCAAUAUUUAGAUUAGGCCAUAUAGCAGUUUUUAAAAUUUAACUUUAAUCGACUUUGCCUUUCUUCUCUGGAGGCAAAUAACAUUAUGAUUAAAAUAAUAUGCACUAAUUGGACCCCCAUUUAAAAACCGACAUAUCUCAAAGUAGUUCGAUAUCUUUUAAACAAGUCUAGUUAAACAUUUUCACACCAAAACAUUAGUUAACUAAAGUAAACUGUUGGUUUAUCAAAUAUUAAAUAUAUAGAUUGCUGUUUGAAAAUCAGAAGAGGGUAAAUGGUGUUAGUUUAGCCUUGUUGACUAUUAAGUAUAACUUAUAAUGAAACUCCCAUUCAAUUUUUAAGCAUUUCUAUUUGGUCUAACAAUUUUAUUCAAUGAGUACCUAAACCGAAUAAAAUGACGUAAAAAUCUCGUAAAAUAAAAAUGUCUAUAAAUAGCUCAAAAAUGGCUCAGAUGUUUUUAACAUUUUACUACGUCUAAAACAGGCAAAUAGGCAAAUAUAAGUUUCUACGAACAUUUUUAACUGAAUUCUGAAACCGUUUUUCACACUUUUUUCUUGAUUUUUCCCAAUCAUUAAGAAAACUGCUUGGAAAAUCUAAAAAUAACCUUCCUAAAUUACCAACUAGAUAAAAUUCCCUUUCGACAAAGGUGAUAUCAGAGCAAGAUUAUUAGCAGAAUUUUUGUACAUGGUAUAAAAAAUAAAAAAAAUAAUAAACAUCAUUAUAAAGCCAAUAUGUAUUUUUCGUUUCUCUCAAAAUUUUUAAGUACCUUAAUAGACGAUACAAGUCAAGUUACGAACUAGAAUUGACACAAGAUUCACGAUGCCAGUAUCAAAGACAGAAAUAUGCGUACAGUUUUUCAAUUUCCAUUAUUAUUUCGAUGAAUAAUGUGUUAUAACCAUUACCACUGAUAAUUAUUUAAAGUGAAUGAAAUGAUUAUAAAUAUAGCCAUAUUAUACAAAUACAGAAUAAGGAAUAAAAGUACAAAACAAAAUGUAAUAAUAAUCGAUAGCGUAAAACAUCAUUGAUCAUCAAUAUAAAGAACAUAUAUUUAUUAGAUGUUUUUUAAAUGUUACGUAUAAUGUUAUACCUAGUUGUCUGAACCAGUCAACUGCAAUAACAGCAUAUUUAGAGUUUUCGUUGUUGGAUUUGGAAUUGUACCAAACAAUGUUUGAGUAUCUUGUUGUAGGUAUCCUUUGACAUAAAAUAAUACCGUAAUAAAAAUAUGGUAUUUGUGGUAUUGCCCAACCCUUAUGAUGAUGAUAUAGUGUCUUACGUUACGAUGUUGAUCACUCUACAUAUUAUUAUAUGCGAAUAUAUUACAAUUUAUUUGGGUGUAGGUACGUUCUAAAGCAAACAACAUAAACAACGAAGACUUGAACCGUGUUAUAUUAUUACCCACAAACACGGUCGUUGUUGGUCACAGUCUUCGGGACAACGACGACGGCGGUGCGUGCGUACAGCCUAACCGCACAUGUUUAUGCAUAUUAUUGCAUUGUUCGAAACCGUGGGUAUGCUCGUGCAUAAACGUAUUUUAAUUUUUUUUUUCUCUGUUAUCAUAAUGAAUAAACCGAUGGGUAUAGAAAAAAAAAAAACUAACCUUUUUUUUUUUUUUGUUUUUUAAAAGUCAAACACGAUUUUUCGACCAAUCUAUUGUUGUAUUCCGUUUCGGUAAUUCCUAAUUCAUAAAAAACUGUCACCUAAAAAGGGUCCACAGAACUCGCAUGUAUAAUAAAACGUACGAUUAUACAAUUGACUGCUCCUCCGCUCGUUUAUUACCGCUCACGUCACCGUUGUAUAAUAUUAGCGAAUAACAACUAAUUUUUUUUUUUUUUUUAUAUAGUACUAGUAUGUGUGUAGGAGUUUAGUUUUUUUUGUAAUAACCUUUGCCACUUGACCUUUGCCACAUGACCUUUGCCACACACGUCCGCCGACUACACACGUUUGAAAUAUAAAUGAAAUACGGGAACAAUUUGACCAUUUUUUUUAUCUAUAAAUUAAACUGUCAAACUGACCUGAAAAGGGUUUGAAACAAAAAUGUACGAAAACAUAAAUUUCCCUUCACAGUUACAGGCAUAGGACUGAAAUUAAUUAUUAUUAAUUUAAAUCGCUCAUCAUUGACAUGGUUAGAAAUAAAUAUUUUUAAAAUAGAUUAUUAAAGACUAUUUUUUUUUCAAAUUAUUACUACUAUGAUUAAUAAUUAUUUUAUACUUUCUAUGCUUAUUCUUAAAAAAGAACCUGCAAAAUGCUGGCAAUCGAUUUUUGAGUACCUAUACAUAAGUUUGUAAUACAUUUUUUUUUUUUUUUUUGGUAUUUUGUUGGUCUCGCGUUUGUAUUCUGUACACAUUAAAAUAUAAUGAUCCGUUUGUAAUUACUUCUUUAAACAUCAAGGAAUAUAAGCGUUUUCAAAACUUUAAACAUAUUUUUUUUCAAAUCUUUUUGGUUGAAACACCUUUUUUUUUUUACCCCAAGUGUAAUUUAACUUAAAAAUAAUAUUAUAUUAUCUUCUCAUCUAUUCUCGAUUAUUUAUAGGUUCGUCCACCUUUUACAUCCUAAAUCUCCAUCACCUGACACGAUCCCUCGCGUCAUUGACAUUGCACACUGCCACAGUUCUUAUCGUCGCUUUCGAUCGUACCUAUCAAAUCAUUUCCUUUUCGGUCUUCUUUUUAGUCUCCCCUCCCCGUUCUUCCAUAUUCAUUAGCAAAAACAUUUAUAUCACUUUGACUCUCCUUGUAUAUUAAUUAAUUGUAGUGCCUACACAAAUCACGAGGACCAACCCAAUCGUAAUUUAACAAUCAAUUAUCACGUCACGUCGGACGAAUGUUGUUCGAACUAUAAUAAUAGAUAUUUGACACCAAUUUGUGUUGAUGGUCAAUAAUGUUGCAAUGUGCGCAUAAAUCGAACCACUAAUAAAACGUACACUGUAAAAACACAAUAAUUUAGAUUGGGCAAAUAAUAAAAAUAACUGAUCGUGGAAUGAAUUAUUAUUAAUAUUUAAUUUUUAAUUUUUUUUUUUUUUUUUUUAUCAUAGCACUGAAAGAAGCUUUAAAAAACGUAUAUUUUCCAAAAAAAGGUAUUUACUUACGUAUAAUAGUAUUACGUUAUUAUAAUUGUAAUUUUCAUAAUUUAAUAUAACUAUUAAAAUAUCCAACUAUGAAAAUCUCGUUUAAUUCACGUUAUUAUUUAGAAAUAGUAUCACAAAUAUUUGAGUUGAUGCUUAUAUGGAGUGUGCGGUCAGUGUAACAGUGUAAUAAUUUUUUAGUUAGUAGAUAGGUAUGCACUUGUUUUUUUUAUCUUAUCUAGAUCAAUGAGGAAUAAUUUACCUGAGUCUAUUGCAAAUAAUUGAAUGAUCUAGAUAAAUCUUAUUAAAUCGUAAUUUAUACAUUUAUUAUAAAUAAUUUAUAAAUCACGAUUUAUUAUAAAUAACAGGUAAAAUAUUCGUGUACAUUAACAAUAUGGACCAACAAGUGUUGUUUUUUAUCACGAACACUAUAUGAAUAAUUAUGAUGUAUUAAUAUUCAUUAUGUAACGUCAAUUUUGUGCGAAAAUAGUUAAUAACUAAUUUAAUAUAAUUAAAUUAACCAAGAUUUAUAAUAAAAUCAACGUAGUGGUACCGAUCUUAGCAGAGUCUGCAAAUUUCGGACCUCUUAUAGGCAAAUACCUCUAAUAAUAUGUCCACACGUUAAUCCAGGCCUGCUAAAAUUAUUGUGUACAUUUUAUCCUCAUCUAAAUAAUUUUUAUAGCAAUUAUUUCUUGUAUUUAUUUGGAUAUCUUAAAAUACAUUUUUAUAUGACUUGUGGUGAUGCACGGUAGUACAUAGACAAUGCACUUACAAGUCUUACAAAGAUAUACAUAUACCUACCCAAUAUGUGAUAUAUCGGAAAGUAUUAACUUUGUUUGAAUUGUUUUUUUUUUUGAAAAUUUAAGAAACAAACAGCACUAAGAUUUCAUAUUUUAUAUUUGUCACCCCUUGUUUUUAGGAAUGAAACCACUACUCACUUGUGAUUUUCAAAUAUUCAAAAUUACAUAAAUAGAUAAAAUGUUAGUUUAAAUACAUUUCGUUGUUGACCUUUUUAAUUUCCGUAAAAUUUCACUUUUAAAUUUGGUUACAAGGCGAGUAUCUAAUGAAGUUAGUGUUGCGGUUCGGCGACCGUCGUUUGAAUAACAUUCUGCUACUCUCCCCCUACCUAUAAAACGGCAAACUUAGUUAAAUAACAAGUGAAAUAGAAUUUUCAACAGAUUGUCGGGAAUUAAAAAUGGCAUAUAUUUAUGGAAUUUUAAAUAUAGGUUGCUACGUUUUAGUUCAAAUACAUUUUGAUGUUGAAAUGUUUGAUUUCCGUCGACGAGAUGUUUCACUUUUAAGGUUUCAUCCCCUAAAUAAGGAUUACAAUAAAUAACGAAAAUGCAAAAUCGUAGAGCGCUAAUAUUUUUUCUUAAACGUUCAAAUAAAUACAUUUCGACAAAAUCAUAAUACUUUUCGAAAAGUCGAGUGUAGACACUUAAAUGAUUCACCCUGUAGUAUAUGUAUUGAACGUGACAAUUAAACAGUUAUACCAUAUUAUUGUUUGCAAACAGGUGUAAUGAAGCACGGCGGAUGUCGGAAGGUGGUAUCGUUAUGCCUUCAUGCGCAGCUGCCAAUAACAACAACAACACCAGCAAUAAUAACAACAACGGGACCGGGAACGGUAGCAGCAGAACGACGUUCGUGCCCAGGCGCAAGUUCAGUUUUCCCGCGGUCCUACACUCUCAAAUCCUACAUUCCGAUUUGGGCGGCGUCGGCGGCUUCGGCGGCGGUGUCGGCAAUGUGGGCGGCGGAAGCGGCGGGCCGUCACUCACCGUGGCCACGGCCCGCCGGCGGUUCAGCAACGUCAGCGACGUGGUGUCCCGUAAACUGUCUCACACGAUUGGCUGGCGCACGGCAGUGCCGACGGAUCAGAUAGCGAGACAGGGCAAGGCGCUAUGCGUCCAGUACGUCCGAUGGAAGUUAAAACGGGCGGGCGCGUACACGAAAAAGUGUGCCGGAGCGUUGCGUUGCGCCGGAGCCGAAGCCGGAGCGGCGGCGGCGGCGGCAGCGGCGGCGGCAACUGCGGCGGCUGCGGACGGUAGUUAUUUCAUACCGCCGCAGACCGGUACGAGCACAACGGCCGUCGGGGGCGACCACGAUGACGGAGUUCGGCGGGAAGUGUUUCCCGCCAUGCUCCGAGUCGGUCUCCAGCUGGAGCGGAUCGACCCGAAACUGUACGCGGCCGGGGUCGCCGCGAUAGCUGCGGGCACGGUGGUGAGUGAUUCUUCGUCUCCUGAUGCACCCGCGGCGGCGUUAUCGUCGACGCAACACCGGCUGCUGUUGCACCGUCCAGCCUACUGCAACAGAAGGAACGCGAUGCAGCCGUCGGCCACGGCGGCCGUCGUCCUGGUGGCCGUGUCCCGUGAGCUUUUCCGAGCUGGCGCCCAAGUCACCUGGGCCAAAGUCGUGUCGCUCGUGUGCGUGGCCGCCGGGCUGGCCGUCGAUUGCGCGCGCCGCGGUCGCUCCGAGCAGUUACCCGACCUGAUCGAGGCCGUCGGCGAAGUGAUCGAAGACGACCUGGCCGCUUGGAUACACUACAACGGCGGAUGGGUCAGUAUAUUAUUAUGCUAAAUUGUGAUUAAAUGUCUUAUUUCAUCCCCGUGCACGGAAAAAGCGUCCCGUGUGGCAAUAUGUAGUUAGCCGAUGGAUGAAUAAUUAUUAGAAACCAUUUAACGCAUAAUUCUCGAUUAAAAUUAAAAUCAAAAAUAGCCGAUACUGGGUAUGGGAGCGAACACUGUUGUAGGUGAGAAGUUGGGAAGUAGGAUACAUGAGGUUACUUUAUUUGUAUCUGCAAGCAACGAUAAACUAUUGGCGAAAGACGAUUCCGAGCGCAGUUCGUUAAUAGUAAUGUAAUGUUAUACCUGUAAACGAUGAAACCAUUGCUAACAAAAAAAACGAGUUCAGUUGACAGUGAUGCUUUGUCAACAAUAUAUAUAUAUAUAAAUGUCAUAUUAUAGUAAAUUAGUUAAAUAUGCGUCAUUCAUUUUUUUUAAUAUUGAUCGGAUUUCCCCUUUUUUCCUGCGUUUUUCCGGUUUUUCACAUUCUGUCUACCCAAUUGGAAAUGUCUUCUAAAGCUUUAGCAACUGAGUCAAAUAGUUCUAAAAACAUCAUUAUUGAUUCGUGUCAUUCCACCCAUCUAGUGAGACAUAAAUCUUUUAAUUUUUUUUUUCUUGUUCUCUGGCGCGAUUUUAUCUAUAAUAUAUAUCUUGACUUUUAGGCGUUUCAAGAAAUAUUUAAAUAACCUAUAAUGUAUCUGUGGCGUUCUGGAUUGAUUUCAUGUUACAAGCAUCCGAUAUUGCUAAAUUCAAUGAACGUAAACUACAAUGGGAAUAUAAGGCUAAUGAGUAUGACCGUCUUACAACUGCUUGUACCCCAUUAAAAUGGCCGCGCAUGGCGGAAGCCCCAUCAUAAUCUUGCUCGCGUAAAAAAUUUAAGUCUAGACCGAUAUUUUUUAAGCUGUCUAUCAAAACUACUGCUAAACCAUUACCUGUAGCAUCAGCAACAGACACAAAUUUGAGAAAAUCUUCUCUCAUCGUAUUGGUAUCACUAUCAUAAUAUCAUAAUAUUUACUCUGAUAGUCUGAUAAGGAGCGAAUGGUAACUGCGUUUUUAUCGUUUAUAUUAUAUAGUCAAUCGGAGUACAUCGUGCUCUAUUAUAAUUUAUGAGAAUUACCUAUGCUAUUUAGUGUGAAAUUAACUCAAAGCUGAUACUCCAAAACACAGAUAAAUUACUUACUUUCAUAGAAAUUCAGUCUAAUGAGUAAGUUCAGAUUUUAGUGAAAAUGUAACAAAAUACGGACGAUGGCGGGUGUUCUAACACCCAUAUCAAACCCCCCCCCCUAACACGCCUUUGGCUGAUAAUGCAAAUUGCUUUUGAUUCUAAACAUUAUAGUUGAAACAAUAAAGCAUUAAAAAUCCGCGGUUAGCUUGUUUUUGCCAAAAAUGCCGUUAAGGGCCCUUUCUGCAUGAUCCAAAUCAUUUAAUAUAUAUUAUAUUAAAUAUAAGCUGAUCAUUUUGUCAUGAACCAGCAAUUUUUUUGGAAAAUUUAAGUGAAUUUGAUUUUUUUUUUUUUGUAUUGGAAUCGUUUAUUUUACCACUGUUUUUAAUUUGUUACCCCUACUUCUUAUACAUGAAAUGAGUAUGAAUUUAAAAAAGUAACAUCCCCCCUCUUUCAAUCAACACUAAUAUCAGAUUUACCGCUGUACACAUCAACAUUUUUAGACGAAUAUAAAAUAGAUGUACAAUUUAAUAAAGCAUUAAAUUAAUCAUACACACAUAAAAUCCUCCGGGAAAAUUGCUGGUUCAUGAUAAAAUUAUCAUUAUAAUCGAAAUGUUAUGUACCUAUCAGACACGUAGCCAGGGGGUUUAUGGGACCUGAAUCCCCCUCCCCUGCGCUGAAAUUUAAGAUUCUCACCGAAAAAUCAGAUUUUUGGUACAAUUAUUGGUAGUCGGUGAUAAAUUUUAUGCUUGGACCUUCCUCCCCAUGAAAAAAAUCCUGGUUACGUACCUGGCACCUAUAUGUAUUUACACAUAAAUACUCGAACUAGCCAUCAUCUACAAAUAAUUACUAUAAUAUUAUGUUGGUAUACAAACAAAUAAUAAAAGUAUUCGUGUUCGUUGAAUUUAUGUUUCGGAGAUAUGUUUUUAUAGUUCAACUUUUCAACAAGUUGUUUUAAAUAAUAUUUUAAUGCGUUUUCCAAACGAUUAAUUCCGUUUGAUUUUAUGUGUUUUUUAAAAAAAAAAAAAAUAUGUUAUUUUGUUUUCUUGAAUUACAUGGCGGCAGUCCUGAAGUAAUUAACUACGCGCAGACGUUGAAAAAAUGACGUUAUUAUUAACCAGUUGCCCUUUUACAUUUUGGAAUAAGCGUAUAAAAAAAAAAACCAAGUUCACACGAGUAUUUCGCCUCGUGUUUUGAUUAUCAUAAAAUUAUAUUACAUUAUGAAAUGCACAAGUUACGCAUGGCAGGUAUAACUGCAACGGUGUUUUAAUUGAAAAUAAUUUAAACAACGGAUCGCGUGUCGAAAAUUGGAAAAAUACUCGUAAAAUGAACGGAGCUAUAAGACUAAAAAAAAAAAAAAAAAACGCGCGUCACUUGCAAUUAUUGAAUUCAAGGUACAAAACCCUAAUUUAAUAACUCUACUGCAGCACGUUAAGUUUUUGUCCGUACAUACAUUUUAUUUUAGAUUCUAUACUGUGAUAGAUUUAUUAUGGAAUGUUUUUUCAUAACGGUUUCUUGUGUAAAAAAAAAUGAUACCUAUUGUCUAGUUGACGUGAUGAAGAGGUCAUUUUUUUUAUUUUCCUUGUUGUUUUCUUAAUGAUGGAUAAAACCCGAGAAAAACGUUGGAAAAACUGUAAUAUUUACACAAUAUAACUGUUUCAGUUAUAUUCGAUUUUAUUUUAAAUUCCGAGUGGAGCGAAGAAUUUAUUGGUUUUACAAAGAUGUUUUUUUUUUUUUUUUUUUUUUUAUGUGAACACUUUUUUUACCAGAAAGCUUACUCCGAUGUAUUAUACGGUGUAGAUCUCUUUCUGAUAGGAAAUUUUCUUGGGGUGGUAAUUUAAAGAAGUCAUUUUUCCGGUUUCUCAUCAAAUGUGAAAAACCGAAAAAACUGAGAAGACCGAAAAAAUGUACGAAAUACAUUAGAAUAUUGUGAUGUUUUUUUCUAUAAACAACUAGCAAUUUUGUUCCGAUUUAUAAUGAUAGCACUUUUUCUCAAAGGAAAUCUGACUGGGAAGGUACUAUAUUAUUAAAGAAAAUAUACGAAGUCUAACCAAUAAGUAAUGAGACUAAUUCAAUAAAAUACGUAUAUUUAAAUAUUAAGAUACAUCGAUGUGAUCCCCUUCAAAGGCUUUCUGUGGGAUUUGAUAUCUCGGCUGCAACGCGACAAAUUUGCGAAUCUUGAAGAUUUUAAUACAUUCAACAAUGUAAUACACAUAAUUAUGAUUUUACACGCAAUAAACGUUGCGGUUAAAUUUAUUUAAUUACUUUCGUUAUUAUAAAUAAUAAUUUAUAAUUUAUAAAUAUACUAUACGUUUAUUAUAAUUUAAAUGUAAAAAGAACUCAAAAGCCGAGUGAAUCAGUGUCAAGUGUAUUAAUUUAUUAGCGAAAAACGAUUCUGAAAGAAGUUUGGUUUAACAUGUUUUGUAAAACCGUAAUAUUUACGAUUUUCUUUAAAAUUUGAUCUUGAAACAAUAAUAAUAAUAAACAAAUUGUUUUCCGGUCAUUCCCAAUUAUUUUGAAAACCCCUUGGAAAAUCAAAAAAUCACCUCUCUAAUACACUAGACAUAAUUCCUAUGUAACUAUAAUACGUAUUAACUAUGUAUAAGUUCUAAAAACCGGUUUAAAAUUUAAACAAAAUAAUUAAAAUAAAACAAAUCGAAAACCGGAAAAAAUUAAAAAUCCGAGCAAAAAUAUGUCAAUCGGAUGCUUAUUUAAGAGGAGAGGGGGGGGGGGGGGGUUCGUUGCGUAGUAGCAUUUACAAACUAAUACUACUGAUACACAUCUCCCUAAUCUCCUCCUAUUAAAUACGCCACUUUUAAAACAAUGUCGGUUUGUAGAUAAAAUUAUCGAUUAUUUGAAUUGUAAAUUUCUGUGUAAAUUAUUGCAUAAUAUUAUUAACCGAUUCCGUUUGCGUUUAAACAUUCCAUCAAACCAAUCACGUUCAAGAAAUAAAUCGUAAUAAUAUUUUAUCCUUCAGCAAUUGACAAAAAAGUACAUGUUAUACAUCCGGCGAAUGUUUUUGCGUCCACGAGAAGUUCGAUUCAAAAUUUAGACAUAUUAAUUGACAUACUCAAUUAUUCAAUGUGUCGAAUGUUUCAUCCAGUAAAUACUACUUAGCUACUAUUUUUGCAUUGUUUCACUGUGUUCUCGUAAUAAUUAUAUUAUUUUGAACAGUGUAUUGCGGAUUCCAUGACUCAAUAUAUUAAUUUUCUUGUACAUGAAUUGAUUACCGUCAGAUUAUUAGUUGCACGACAAUUUAAACGGCCGACUUAGUUUUAUUAUAUUUAACAUUAUCAGAUCAUUUCUCGCGACGUGUUCAUAAUAUACACUGUCGAUUUGUUAUUUGAAAAUUGGAAAUUAAUUUCCGUAAAUAAAAUUAUCAUUAUUAUUUUUAUUGUUAAUUAUGCUUGGCUCGGAAUCGUUUUUCGAUCGCAACGUCGUACUUUCUGUAUUGAAAUCACGCACGACAGCAGUACACGCGCAUACAUAAAACUAAUCGAUGAAACAACGGUUGCAACAUAACUAAUAUUAUCGGCGCACAAUAAAGUUUGUAUUGAUAUUUUCCACACUAUUAUGUGUGCAAAAAAAAAAGAAAAAAAUGCACGCAUAUCGCAUAUGUAUAGGUGCUUAAACAUUAUGAUAAUGUCCAUACGUGUUAUAACGCAUGCCAUAAGUAUAUAAUGUUAUGGGGUACCUAUACAUCAUAUUAUAGACCAGCGGUUCUCAACAUUUCACGCGUUGGCGGCCCGAAAUCUAUAAUUUUGGAUACGACUUUUUUGAAAAUUAUAUUUUAAAUACGGGAGGUGGGGGCGGGGGGUAUGCAUCCCACCCACUUAAUUGUUCGAUUGCCGUGACUAUAAAAGAAACUAUUACCUUUCGUUUAUUUUUCAAAGUAAAUACAUUAAUAGUAUACACGAUUAAACGAGUAAUGGCCAAUGACGGCGCCUACCUGUGGCAGAGAAAUUCAAAAUAUCGAUAACUGAUAGUUACCAACCAAAACGAAUGCUUCUCAACGACUUAUCAAAUAUUUAAUAAUUUCCGCGGAUAUCAAUAACUGACAAAGCAUAUUCGUACGGCAUUGAAAGACCAUAGUCCCAAAUUGUUUGUAUCGAUUUUGUCAAGAAAAAUAAUUUACCAAAAUUGUUUCGUUAAUUAUUUUUAAAACUGCAUUGUAUACACGUAGUCUAAAAUUAAAAUAUGAUAUUACUUAACUUUUUAAUUUUUUGGCGACCAGUUCAAAAAUAAUCGGCGACCCAAAAAUGGGUCACGACCCUAUGGUUGAGGAACGCUGCUUAUAUACCAGCAGACUAUAUACGAGUAUUAUAGGGGUACCCGUAUUCCUCGCGUGAGAUUCGAAUACUAUUAUUGUUAUUAUCACUGUAUUGUGUACAGUGUGUUUCACUCGAAUGGUAAAAACAAAAAAAAACUACAAAUAUUCUCCUUUAUUCUCUUAAAAAUGAGAAAAACACGCAAAAAUAAUCGAUAUUAUAUAAAGUAAAUAAAUUUAUAAAUAAAAAUAUUGAAAUGAAUAAAUGAAUCAAUGGCGUCGCCUGGAGUAUUAUGAUGAGUGUAUCAUACGACCGGUUUCGAAUCAUCAGGUAUAUAUCAGUCAAAAUGUAAAACGCGACUGAAUAAAAAAAAUUAAACGAAUGAAUAUAUAGAAAGAAAAAAAAAUUAUACCAAUUGGUCGUUUUACAUAACAUAUAGAAAUAGUUUAUUUUAAUAGGAGAGAUUAUUAAAAAUUAUUAUAAAGUUAUUAUUAUUACUUAUGUUUGACUCGGAAUCGUUUUUCGAUCGCAACGUCGUACUUUCUGUAUUGGAAUUAUAUUCGUUUAUUUAUUUUUAUAUUUAUAUGUACAUUUUUUAUUCACAUAUUUAUUUACUUUAUUUAUUUACGAGUAUUAACCGUUUUAAUAAUUCUGUUUUUACUUUAUUAUUUCAAUAUUAUAUAGCUUCAUACUAAUAUGUAUUUAUUUUUAUUUUUUUCAUUAUCAAAAUGAUAAAAAAAAAAGUAAAUAAUAUUAAAAUAAUUGUUAAAUGAUUCGAAAAAUAUUUUUUCAGGUAGGUAGCUACAUUUAAAUUAAAUUAAAUAUUAAUAAUAAUUUAAAAUUACCAUAAAUUAGUAAUUUUUUUUUUCAAACAAUUUACAAAGUAUUCCAAAAUGUGUUAUGUGUAUUAAAUAUUCUCUAAUCCCUAAAAUAGUCUCUAAUAUGAACAACGAAACUUUUACCUUAUGAACUCUGUGUUGAACGAAUCGCCAAACAUUUGUUACACUCAUAAGAUUGCACACACGCUCAGUCACAACGUGUAAAAACAUAGAAAUCCGGACUCUUUUUAUAACAUUAGUUUAAUAUUAUAGUAAUAUUAGUUGGAUGGACUCGGAUAAAGGUAUGAGGUAGUGAAAGGGUUUUUUUUUUUAAGACAAUCAAGAGUACUGAAGUACACAUUUUGAGCCGAUUUCCGACCGCAAUAAAACCUAUUUCUUAAAUACUUACUACUUUAAAAUCUUUGGUUCCAAAGACUCCUUCUUUAGAACCAAAGGAGGACUUAAAUCAAUUUGUGGAGGUUUUUUUUAAAUUUUGCUUAUGUAAUUUUCUAGUCUAAAUGGUAAACCACUAUACAUGCAUGGUGGACUACCUUAUAAAAGUAGCCUGGGAAAUAUUUAUUUUACCGGCAUCAAAAAAGAUACACAGUGGUCCAAUUUAAGCUCAUCACUUUCUUACUCCAAAUAUUUUCCCUUGAAAGCGUCCUCAUCUUUAUAUACACUCAGUUUGUGCAGCUUCUGGUAGCUUAUUAAAAGACCCUGAAUAACAUUUGAACGGGAUGCAAAGUGUACGGCGCCUUUGCAACUCCUCUCUACAUUCUUCACGGUCACUUGUCAUAUUUUAUUGUGUACUCUAUGGUUUUCAGCUCCGAUAUCUUUUCUAAUUUGUCCGAUAAACGUGUUGCGGGGUCGUCCACGUGGUUUUUUUCUUUCAAUCAUGCCCUCCAUUAUUGUACUGUGUAGUUUUUCUGUAUGGUCUAAUGGCAUGUCCGACAAUAUCCAUAUUUCACUCUUAUGGCAUAUUAGUCCAUUAUCGCUCGUCGUUGACUAUUCCAAGUACAUCUUGGUAUUAAGUGGGUACUUGACACUCGAUACUCACCAAUAACUAUAAAUACCUGGGUAACAUAAAAAAAAUAAUAAAACCAAUUACCCGUCGAUUGAUUGUUGUUUAUAUUGUAAUGAUUUCGUUUUUCAGAUGGGACUUCAGUCGUAUUGUAAACCGGUAGUCGUGAACAUCGAGAAUCCUGUGUUCACUCAAAUCAUGUACCUGAUAUCGCUGCUCGGGAUAAUCAUAUUCCUGUUGUUGCUAUUACGGUGGUUAGAUUUCGUGUCCGUCUUCCGGUGA